This is a messenger RNA of Pristis pectinata (smalltooth sawfish), 1895 nucleotides long. RefSeq names its product leucine zipper transcription factor-like 1 (gene lztfl1). Lineage: Eukaryota; Metazoa; Chordata; Chondrichthyes; Rhinopristiformes; Pristidae. Gene Ontology annotation, cellular component: cytoplasm. Gene Ontology annotation, biological process: negative regulation of protein localization to cilium. Bases 133 to 1032 code for a protein of 299 amino acids. The record is from RefSeq and is a predicted model, not a curated record. The transcript has 10 exons.
CGCAGCUGACGUGCGCCGUUGCCGUGGUGAUGAGUCUGUCGGGCCUCAGGCUGGCUGAGCGGCGGAUUUGUGCGGCGCCGUCGGCGGGCGAGGAGCAGCGGGAGUCGGGGGGCCGCGUUAUCCGAAUCCGACAUGGCUGAGCUGGGAUUAAAUGAACAUCAUCAGAAUGCAGUAAUCAGCUACAUGCGCUUUGCUCGUUCAAAAAGAGCACUGAGAUUGAAAACCGUCGAUUCUUGCUUUCAAGACCUGAUGGACAGCAGACUGACUGAAGACACAUUCACUGUGGAUGAAGUGACAGAAAUUCUAAAUGGACUGAAGGUUGUUGUUCAUAGUGAGGUAGAGUCCGAGCUCAUCAACACCACUUACACUAAUGUGCUGCUACUGCGUCAGUUGUUCUGCCAGGCUGAGAAAUGGUACCUGAAGUUGCAAACGGACAUUUCUGAUCUGGAAAACAGAGAACUCUUGGAACAAGUGGCAGAAUUUGAAAAGACAGAAUUUACUUCAUCAGGAAAAAAAGCAAGCACAGAAAUCAGUAAACCAAAACUUGCUCCUUUGAAUGAAGGAGGAGUGUCUGAACUCUUGAGCAAGGAAAUUACACGACUCCAAGAGGAGAAUGAUAAGCUGAAGGCAAGACUGAAAUCUAUAGAAGCACAGGCCACAAAUGCACUGGAUGAAAAGUUCAAAUUAGAGCGGGUUCUUAAGGAUUUAGAAAAAGCCCAAGGGGACCAAGAGUCCAAAUUGAAAACACAGGAGGUUGCUGAUCUUGAAGCAACAUUGGCAACACUGAAGGCUGAUUUUGAGAAGAGCCUGAACAUGAGCAGUGAGAACCAGAAGAGUUUAGAAAAUAAUCUCAUUGCCACCAAACAUGAUCUGCUAAAAGUACAGGAAGAUCUCUUGUUAGCUGAGAAGGAAUUAGAGAAGAAGUUCCAGGAAACAGCUGCUUACCGCAACAUGAAAGAAUUAUUAACAAAGAAGAAUGAGCAAGUGAAGGAACUACGCAAACGUCUUUCACAGUAUGAAGCAGAAGACUAAAGACAUUUUGGAUUCUUGUCAAGGUGCUUUGGAAAAUAAAUUUUAAUUAGCUGCUUUUUCAUGUUUGGGGGAUUUUAUUUAGAAUUGUUUCUUCUAACAUUUUUGCUUUAAAUUAAAAACUGUUACAUAUAUUUUAAUGUCUUCGGUCCUUAUAAUUUUCUUGUAAUCAGUUUCAUUUCUAGGUGCAUGCAUGUUAGUGAUGCUGCAACCAAUAAUCAUGAAUUACUAGUCACUUCUAUUGACGCAACAGAUGGACAGAGAGUACCAUCAUAAAGAUUAAAUCAAAACAAUGAAUUACCCCAUCAUAUAUGCUUGAGUGAAUGAACUUGCAUAUAUACAGCACCUUAUUAUGUUCUCAGACAGACAGAUUAGUUUAUAUCCAAUAAGUCUACCUGAAGUGCAGGCACUUACGUAAUUGAGAGAAACUGAAGAGCCAUUUUUUUCAUGUUGACACUUGUGGGAAUUUCAUGGUCAUGAUUUCACAGUCAUAACUUAAUUAUGAUUACCAUUUAGAGCAUAGUGAUUAAAUGUGAUAUUGCCAAGUCUUUUACAAUACUUUUAAUUGCAGAACCAGCUUCACAGAAAGAAACCUUCUUUGAGAUGAACAUCUUUGCCAGUAUAUUAUUUUGUCAUGCAUUGAGUGGCUAAGAGCUUUUAGGAGAUAUUAUUAAAGCCUUUUUUUUCCCAUCAGUUAUGUAGACUUUAGAGCUAGUACCAUAUUUCUUUUGAAAUUCAGUGCAAUUUGCUGUGAAAUAUUGUCACACCUCUAAAUAAUAAAUAUAUUUCUGGUUUGAAAGUUGGCACUUACAUUGGUCUUUGUAUUCAUCUAUGAAGACUAAAAUAUAUUAAAAAGUUAAUUUUCU